UCCCGCGCUCUUUCUAGAUCUUUACUCGCCUUGCAAGUUUUCUUCUUCUCCACCGUCGGUUUUGCUCCAUUGGAUUCGUCCUUUGCGUAGAAGAGAACCAAGACUAAAAAGUGAGUUUCAAAGCGCGGAAAAUAAAUUUCGAUCCACGGCUCCACGCUAAGUUGCCAGAGUCGGAGUUUCUUGAAUAGAGAUGGUUGGAAAUUUUGGUUCCACGGAGCAGAUUCUAUGGCCGGUUUCGUCUAUUUCUGGCAUCUUCAUGUGCAAAAUCGUAUAUGAAAUCACAGGUCUCAUUAGUAGAGAAUUUUUCAAGGGUUAUCAUAGCCUUAGUAAGCCAACCAAAAUUGAGUGGAAUAAUCGUGGUUUUUCAACAUUUCAUGCUAUCCUUGUAGCAGCCAUUUCGUUCUACUUGCUUGUGCUAUCGGAUCUCUUUAAGGAGGGAACUGCAGUUGGUUCUAUAGUAGAUAGGAAAUCAUUAUUGUCUGAUUGCUUAUGUGGGAUUUCCAUUGGUUAUUUUCUUACGGACUUGGGGAUGAUCCUUUGGUAUUUUCCUGCAUUAGGCGGCGUGGAAUAUGUCUUGCAUCAUGUGCUGUCCAUGUACGCAAUAGUUCUAUCUUUGAUAAGUGGGCAAGCACAAUAUUACAUUCUUAUGGUUCUGUUUUCAGAAAUAACGACUCCCUUUGUGAAUCUAAGAUGGUACCUUGAUGCCUAUGGCCAGAAAAGUUCUAUGCUUUACAUUUUCAAUGGUGUAGCUUUGUUCCUUGGAUGGCUGGCUGCAAGAAUCCUUCUCUUUAUCUUCUUUUUUGCCCAUAUGUAUCUACAUUUUGAUAAGGUGAGGACAAUAUUUCCUUUAGGAUUCUACAGCAUUCUGUCAGUUCCUCCCGUGAUUGCAGUGAUGAAUGUCUACUGGUUCUUGAAAAUCUUCAAGGGCAUGGUUAAGACCCUCUCAAGAAAGAGACACGCACAAUAAAUACGCGUUCCUUUGUCUUGGAACAAUCAGCGAUUAUGAUGUACAUUUUUGUUUUUGAAGUCUUAAACCCAAUGCCGGCGUUUGUUCAGCCAGCUUUUAACAAAAAUUACUUUCUGAUUCUAUAGAAAGUAACAUUGUAUGAAACACGCUCUAUGCAAGUAAACUAGAAAUUCGAAUUAUUAAAGUUUUGUUU
Messenger RNA from Dendrobium catenatum, 1160 nucleotides. RefSeq names its product transmembrane protein 56-B. Gene Ontology annotation, biological process: lipid homeostasis. Lineage: Eukaryota; Viridiplantae; Streptophyta; Magnoliopsida; Asparagales; Orchidaceae. Bases 191 to 967 code for a protein of 258 amino acids. Gene Ontology annotation, cellular component: membrane; endoplasmic reticulum. The record is from RefSeq and is a predicted model, not a curated record. The transcript has 9 exons.